Mesorhabditis belari is the source of this 3810-nucleotide messenger RNA. Lineage: Eukaryota; Metazoa; Nematoda; Chromadorea; Rhabditida; Rhabditidae. The record is from the annotation of a GenBank genome assembly.
AUGGUGAAAGAGCUGUCGAACAAUAACAAUGAGCUUUUCGAGAUUUGCCGUAAGAAUGACCUCGAGAAGUUGCAGUAUUGGUUGACGCUAAAAAGGAGUAAACGGCCGAGGACACCGCUGAAUUUCCUUCGAUCAACCACCCCGAACUCAGCAUGGCUCGCAGCGAUCCGCGAUCCCAACUCUCAAUACACCGUUCUGCACACCGUCGCUUUACACGGCUAUGAGGCUGUCUGCCAAACUCUCAUCGAAAGCGACGUGCAGCUUUGCUCAGCCAAAGAUAAACGCGGUUGUUUACCGCUUCAUUUGGCCGCCUGGAAUGGCCAUCUUGGAAUUGUGAAACUCCUCUGCGAGGCAGCCCGUUCGACAAUCGAUUCUCCGAACAAUGCCCAAGAAACAGCGAUGCAUCUAGCUGCUCAACACGGCCACUCUAGGAUUGUGCAAAUGUUGAUCGAUUACGGAGCUGACGCUAGCGUUCGAAAUGCUCGUUGUGAGACCCCGUUGGACAUUGCGGCCAGGACAGGGCACGCGUCGGUGGUGAAAAUACUCGUCACCCUGUGCCCGGAUCUAGCGCUACAGUCAGCCGUCGAGUGCGCCUCAACAGCUGAAAAUGGUCGCUCAGCCCCGAUGGUUGUUUAUCCAAUUCACGCAGCUGCAAGGCAUUCACAUAUUCAAUGUCUACAAAUGCUCAGAUUUGCUGGCUUUGAUCUUAACUAUGUGACUGAUGAGGGAAGCGCCCUUCACGUGGCUGCAAUGUUCGGACAAAUCGAGGCCGUCAAGUAUUUGAUCGAAGAAGGCAUCAAUCCGCACAUCAAAGAUUCGCGUGGUCGAUCGGUGUUGGAGAUGCUGGACGAGCACGAGAAUCAGCGAGCCUCCGAUCUCACGCAAGUCAUUCAGAGUCGAGACGGGUGGCGACAUUGUCGACGAUUGAUACAGACCUACAUUCAAAAAUGUGGUCAUUUGAACUCGUCAAGCGACAGUGGAAUCGAUCGUCCUGACGCUGAUCGUUCGCCAAAAGAAGUUAUUUGGAGACCCUUGCCCAGCACGAGUAGAGCCGCCAAUGACGCAACGCGAUCAAAUAAAUCAGCGUCACCAUCCUCAAAUUUUCGUCCGCCAUCGAUUCGAGCUGAAUUGAUCGAUCUCGAUCAAAUUGAAGACCCAAAUAGCACAAUAUCGAUAUCGACAAAGGAUGAUCAAGAUUCUAUAAGUCAAAUCUCACCCUGUUCCACCAAUUAUUCAACGGGCUCAAGAUGGAGCUCGAGGAUGAGCGAUGGGAGAACGCCAAGAUUUCCCCUCACUUCGCCGAACACAAAAUCUCGUCACUCGAGCGUAAAACGCUUCCCGGAGACGAUGCCCGCAUCGAUGAGCAUCGCCAGGACAAACACUUUACCGACAAGGGCUUCGAUUUUGCCAGUGUCAAAUGGUGCUAGCUGCGUUUACAAGCCGCCGCCUGGUGUCGAGCCGAAACGAGUGCUGCAAAGUGAUGGCACAUCGCACACUUAUAAUCCUGGAUUCUCGUAUGAUAAUGUACCGUCGAAUAGGCAAUGGGUUCAUGACUGUAAUGACCCGCGAGAGUUGGGCCUUCCACCGGCAAUCCGCGCGAUUCCCACGAGAUCCGACGGAACGCAGACACUCCCAGCACCGAGAAACCGAAAUCGACCAAAUGUUCUCCAAACGUUUUCCUCGAUUCAAGAAGAUCCAAUAGCUCCAGUGAGCUUUACGGAUCGUCCACUUCACGAGACUUCUCCGAGCUACGGUCGAUCAGUCACCCAAUUGAAUGGCACUUUGGAGAAAAAUCGCGAGGGAUCGAUCACGUCAAAUGGAAGUGUCGAGAGGAAAAUUGGUCCAGUCACCAAGCCGCCAGCUGUGCCGAAAAUCGUGGCUCGUUGGUCUCGGAACCUUGAUCGAGAGGAUUCUCUGGGCUUGGGUAACGUUUUGGACACAAGAGAGCCAUCAGUCUUCACAUUUGCUUGUUCGACACUUGGAAGACAAUCAAACUCCCCUCCAUCUGUUUCAUAUUCUGAUGGCAGAGCUCCUCUGGCAAUUCCCGAAGAAUUGACCCGUUCCACAUCCACAUCGAUCAUGUCAAAUAGCAUGUCACCUGAAAGAACAAUCAAUUCUUCAGAGAAGAGAAUCUCUAACACCGAGCAAAGCUCUGUGAGGACCGAGAGAAGUGUCGAGACAAUCCACGAUCCGAAACGGGAUCACUCCCUUUCGGAUACAAUUCGUCUCUCUUUCCCCCUCGAUUCCCAUCCUCAAUCCGAUCCUCCAUCACCGCAAACCAGUCAAUCACAAAUCUUCGAUGCACUUUGUGGAUCGGAAAGCUUCCGCGGGACGAGACGCAUUCCAUCGACCACCUCGAUGGGAAGUGAGAGCACGGCCGCAUCGACUUGCUCGCUGCCAUUGAUCAGCCAAAUCUCCACCACUCCACCGUCAUCGAGUAGCCCGCAAAAGGAGCCGUCGACGAAACAGAUUAGCACCGACACAAGCAGCUCGAUUGAGGUUAAAAUGAGAGGGAUCUCGUUGAAAGGAAUGAAUGGAUUAAACGGAAAUGAAACGGCUAGAUCAUUGAAUGAAACAGCUGAAUGGAAUAAGAUCAACGCGAUUCUCGGCUCAUUCGGCGGUGCUGUUUGUCGGGAGUCCGUGUUCGCCUCUCGUUACGAGCCCCAAGUGGCCGUUUUCCUUCGCGAUCGUCACUCUCGUGCUCUGACCAUCCAGAAGAAGCUCUGCUCCCCCUUUGAAGUCUCUCCUUCUCCGAUCCCAUCCUCCUCUUCUUCUCCUUCAAAUCCCUCUCGUCGUCUCUCCACCCCUCCUCGCACCUCUCAAUCACCGCAACCGAAGCCAUUGAGCGUUCCUGAUUGGUUAAACAUCGUUGUCGGUGUGCCACAGCCAAGAGCAAUCGAUGCGGGCAAAGUUCUCGUUGAUCGCGGCUUUGACAAGAGCAGCCAAAUGAAAAUCUCCCUCAACCGUGCACUCCUUCACGAGAUCGGCAUCGACAAAGUGACUCAAGGCGAGCUUCUCAACUAUUUGGAGACCAUCGACUUCGAGACAACUUCUGCAAAUUCAUUCAACUAUAUCUCCGACUGGUUGUGCUCUCUCGAAUUGACCGAUUAUUUGGGAAAUUUUCUUUCAAACGGCUUCAAAUCGAUGCUCAUCGUGCGCGCGGCCGAGUUGAACACGAAAAAGUUGAAUGAAAUGGGUAUCACAAAGCCUGGGCAUAUCCAUCGAAUUCUCGGCUCUUUGGCUCGCGCUCGCGACGAAGAGAAAAGGGAUACAAUGGAGAGGAAAGAGAAAUUGAAGAAACAGAUUGCUCUUGAGAAAAUGAGCUCUCCAAUUCCUCCACCGGGCGAUCAAAUCGAUUAUUCUCAAACGGCUACUUUCAGCGCUCAUUACUUGGGAAGUGUCGAGAUCUCGAAUAUUGAUGGAACUGAGGAAAGUCGACGAGCUAUGAAUAAAUUAAAGCGUCAAAUCCGAGAGAUCGCCAAGGUCCCACAGGUUCAUUUGGAGAUUUCAGUGGAUGGAGUGAAUGUGCAUGAUGCGACGACAAAACGAACGAUGACCUCUCAUCCGAUCAGUCAAAUUCAAAUCGUUUGCCAGGAUGAGCGAGAUCUCAACUGUUUUGCCUACAUUACCCAGGAUAUCGAUCGCAAUUUUGCGCAUGUGUUUUGCGUGUUGACAGCGGAUGUGGCCACGGAGAUCAUCAUGACAUUGGGCAGCGCUUUCGAGAUGGCCUACAAUCUCCAACGCACAAAACGGCGAUCACAAACAGAGCCCGAGAAUGGGCAAGGCUCUGUCGAAGAAAUCUCUGAUGUU